Molecule: messenger RNA, 465 nt
Organism: Ectocarpus siliculosus
Lineage: Eukaryota; Phaeophyceae; Ectocarpales; Ectocarpaceae
Source: the annotation of a GenBank genome assembly
AUGAUGUCGAAGACUCGCUCCCGAAGAAAGUUGUGCGUUUGGCUGGCGGGGAAAACUGCCAUUUCGGCAGGCCAGCAGAAAAAGGGAUUCAACCCAAGACAGACGGGGGUUAAGGAGGGACCUGAUCCUGCGCUUGAAGCCUUCAAGAAAGCCCCCAUCACGGGUCUUCUAUCCGAGGUGCCUGGUAUAGGGCCGACGGCCGUUGGCCUACUAGGAGAGGGCGAAGGAGAUGACUGCGUCAAGAACACGUUCCAGCUGAUCGGAAAGUUCUUGGUGCUUCGAGGUUCGAAAGAGGAUGGGCAGCUGAUCGACUGCGUGGAGCACUGUGACAAAUUCUACUGGUGGCUCAAGUCCAAAGCCGUCGACAAUUAUCGCGGUCGCAUCGUCCAAUGCAUUGCCGUGAAGACCAACUUGUCGUACCCCGGUAUUUACGACACUGACAAGUGGGAGGAUCCCGAACUCUAA